Molecule: messenger RNA, 1134 nt
Organism: Diaporthe citri
Lineage: Eukaryota; Fungi; Ascomycota; Sordariomycetes; Diaporthales; Diaporthaceae
Exons: 3
Coding region: 1-1134 (377 amino acids)
Molecular function (GO): O-methyltransferase activity
Source: RefSeq, a predicted model, not a curated record
AUGGACUCUCUCUUCGCACAGAUCGAGGCGCUCGCCGUGCAGGCAGACACUGCUGGGCGGCACAAGGUCCUUGACCUCCUGCGCAGUCUCCAGCUGAAGCUGGAGACACCGCACGACACGCUCUCGCGUUUAUCUGGGCUGCAUCUUGAGAUCACCGCAGCUCGAAUUGCACAGGACCUCGAAAUCUUCCAGGCCCUGGCAGAGGCCAAGAGCCCUAUGACCGCCGCAGAGUUGGCCGCGAAGAAGAACGCAUCGCCCUUGUUACUCGCAUCAGUCGGUAUGAUUCGAGAAUCCGGCCCGGACUCCUUCACGGCCAGUGAGAUCACCCUCACGCUGGCUCAGCCCGGCUACCGCGGGGGCGUGUACCACUUCUUCGACAACUGCGGCCCCGUCUUCCAGGCGUUGUCCUCCUUCCUCGCGGAGACCAAGUACCAGGACGUCACCGAUGCCGCCCACACGGCCUUCCAAAAGGCGUUCCCCACGGACCUGCCCGCUUUUAUGUGGUUGCCGACACAGCCUGAGCGGUUUGGUCCCCUGCAGCAGGCCAUGACUGUGCAGGGUGCUGUCGGCACUCCGUGGUUUACGGUCUUCCCGUUCGGAAAGGAGGUCGGCGACUUCGGGGGCGAGCACGUAUUUGUCGACGUCGGUGGUGGCUUUGGGCACCAGUCUGCAGCACUGUUGGGCGCUUUCCCACACCUAAAGGGGAAACUCGUACUACAAGAUCUGCCGCAGACGCUGGAGCAUCUUCCUCCUGGUGUUGUGAUCCCCGACGGUAUCCAGAAGCUGCCACACGACUUCUUCACGGAGCAGCCGAUCAAGGGCGCACGCUUCUAUUACUUGCGCCAGAUUAUUCACGACUGGCCUGACGACAAAUGCGUUGAGAUUCUGAAGCAUCUGGUCGCAGCGUCGGGACCGGAGUCACAGAUCUUGAUCGAUGACAUGGUCUUGCCCGAUUCUGGGGUGCCUUGGGAGGCCGCCACGGUGGACCUCACCAUCAUGGCUUCACUUGGGUCGCGGGAGCGAACACUCAAGGAGUGGUACGCCCUGCUUGACCAGGCGGGUCUCAAGGCUCUCCAUGUUUACACGUAUCAACCACGACGACAAGACUCCAUUAUUCAAGCUGUUCCAAAAUAG